Messenger RNA from Notodromas monacha, 2002 nucleotides. NCBI's taxonomy places the organism in Eukaryota, Metazoa, Arthropoda, Ostracoda, Podocopida, Cyprididae. The record is from the annotation of a GenBank genome assembly.
AUGCCGACUUAUCAGGUGAAUGUUCGCUGGGGGAAAACUUUCCUGAAUGACCUGAAGCUGAACACCGAUGAACCUCAUGCACGCCGCCUUCAUCGGCUUUUUUUCUUCCUCCCACAGGCUUUUCAAACACGUUUGAGCAAGUUAACGGGAGUAGAACCUUCACGACAAAAGAUAGUGGCAGCAGGAAAGACGAUCAAUGGAGACUCUUGGGAUGUUGCUCGAAUCAAGGAUGGAGCGACUCUAUUACUUAUGGGGACUCGCGAGGAGGACUUACCGCUUGAUCAGCAAUCCCUGAGUGGGAUGUCAGAACGAAUCCCUGACGCAACUACUCUCACAGAGGAUGCACCCACAUUCAUACCUAAAGGUUUGGAAAACCUGGGCAACACGUGCUACUUGAACGCCACCAUCCAGUGCAUGCACAGUGUCCGCGAACUGAGGUUCGCCCUGCGGGCGUUUCAAGCUCCGACAGGUGUCGCAUCUGCUACAGGCCGAUCAUCAGCAGUCUCAUCGUUGGACGAGGCUCGACUAGCGACUGCGUUGAAAACGUGCUUCCGCGCCUUGGACGAGCCGCCGCGAGUGACGGCCAACAAUGAGCUGAGUUCCUACGCCCCCACUGCCCUGCUCGCCGCCUUGUUCAAGUGCAUGCCCGGGUUCGCCGUCAAGAACAGCGACGGCACGUACGUGCAGCAAGACGCCAACGAGUGCUGGACAGAGUUGAUGCGAGUCCUGCAGGAUCAGGUGAAGCUGGCUGCUGGUGCUGCAGUCGACAAUGACAUGACGGUUCUGCUGCAAAAGAACUCGUCGUCAUCUUCGUCUUCGGACGUCGUCACGGCCUUGUUCAGAGGCAGCCUGGAGUCCACCUUCACUUGUCUGGAGACAGACGAGGAGCCCGUGACGCGGCGGACCGAGAGUUUCCUCCAACUGCCCUGUUUCAUCAACGCCGACUGCAGAUACCUGCAGCAGGGUCUGCGGACCCGGUUCGAGCCCGAGAGGCUCACCAAGAGGUCGGAGGCGCUCAAGAGAAAGGCUGACUUCUCCCGGGUGUGCAGGAUAACCCGUCUGCCCGUCUACUUGACAGUGCAUCUAGUCAGGUUCCAGUACAAGGAAAAGGAGAAGGUGAACGCCAAGGUGCUUCGAGACGUCAGCUUCCCCAUGCGACUGGACGUGUACGAGUUUUGUGCCCCAGACUUGCAGAAGCAGUUGGACGAGGCCAGGCGCCGUGCAUCUGAUGCAUCGAUGAUCAUCACAGACGGUGACGACGACGACGUUACGAUAAAUGGGAAAAUAAGAUCUGCAGCAUCACACGGAAGAGACUCCUCUUCAUCGCAGCAGCCGGGGCUGGUGCUGGUGGACGAUGAUGAUGCUGCUGUCAAUAAUAACAACGUCCGGCGACGACGAGAUGAUGUCAGCUCCAGCACCAAUAAUAAUAACAUCUCUGCUGUUGGCUUCUACGAUCUGCAAGCAGUGCUGACUCACAAAGGCAGGACUUCGCAGAGCGGCCAUUACGUGGCAUGGAUCCGUCGCGAUAACGGCGGCCACAACGGAAACGACAGCUGGUUCCAGAUGAACGACGCCGUCGUGACGGAAGUGAGCAGCGCCGACAUCCUCAAGCUGUCGGGCGGCGGCGACUGGCACUGCGCCUACGUCCUGCUCUAUGGCCCUGUUCGGCGGCGGCAGCAGCAGCAAUAAUAAUGAAGAGAUGAUGGCAAAAAUGAAGUCAUCCUUACAUUGAUUGUAACUAUAUCUAUAAAAAAUAAACGACAUAAAUACAUGGAUGAAAAUAAGUCGGCCGGCCAUGAGCAGCUAGCUGCAGCAAUAUACACGUUGAAGUCCAAACUCAUCAACGAAUGAAGGCAAACAGUACUCUUUCCUGCCUCCCAAAGGCGAUAUCUUUUCCGCGUUACAAUAUCUGAUUCAUUUCUUGCUGCGUCCGUGUCUCAGCCGACGAGAUUCGCCAUCUCGAUUCUCAAUACAGUAUAUAUAUAUAUAAAGUACAACAGUG